AUGUUGAGCUGGGUCCAGAGGGUGCUGCCCCAGCCCCCAGGAACCCCUCAGAAGACCACGACAGAGGAAGAGGAGGGGGCAGAACCAGAGCCAGAGGUGGAGCCGGAACCAGGGCCAGAGCCUGAAACAGCCCCGGGGGAGGCUGAGCAAGGGGCUGAAUCCUUGCCACCUGAGGAGCCUUUGGGGGUAGAGGAACUGGCUGUAGCUGACCCAGGCCCUGAGGACAUCCAGGAGGCUGCCCCUACUUCGCCUACAUCCCUCCAGGCCCAGGUCACCGUGGUUCCUGAAGUGAACAGCAGUUCCAGCAGCUCUGUGCUGAGCUGGCUCAAGAAGGGCAUGGAGAAGGUUGUCCCACAGCCGGUCCCCAGUGGCGGGCCCGCCCAGAGCGCUGCUGCUGGCCCAGAGAGUCCUGCUCAGGCAGGAGCACAGACAUCCGGGCAGUGCAACACUGGGGGCUCAGAUGGACUCGUGGAGGCCCCUGGGGCCCAGGACACCAGGUCUGGACCCUGGCUGCUCAGGUGGCUUGAGCAGAAUCUGGAGAAAGUGCUUCCUCAGCCCCCAAAAACCUCCAAGGACUGGAGAGAUGAGCCUGAAGAUGCUGUCUUGGGCUCAGAGAACCCAGAACCGACCUUGGAAACUGAGCCCAUGCUGCAGGCUCCGGAGAGCCCUUGCAUGCCCACGGCGGGCCCCCCGGAGCCCAAGGAGGGGCUGACCUCAGAGCCCCAGCCCAGCUCCCAGGCUUCCUCCCUGCUGUCCCCCAGCGACCCUGCCAGGUUGAUGGCUUGGCUCCUGCACAGGCUGGAGAGGGCCUUGCCGCAGCCCACGCUCCACGGGAAGGCUGGGGAGCAGGAGCCUGAUGCCCCUGGGACAUGUGACGUGCAGCCAAUCUGCAUCCUCCCUGGAGGCCAAGAGGAGCCCGAUCUCAUCCUAGAAGAGGUUGACCCUCACUGGGAGGAGCAUGAACAUCAGGAUGGCGGCACUGACCUGCAGGGCUCAGAGGUGGUUCCAGCUGAUGAAGAGGAGAAUGAAGCCUUGGAAGAGAUGCCCAGGGAGCUGCCCCAGAUUCAAGAGGAAAGAGAAGAUGAGGAGGAGGAGGGAGAGGAAGAGGAAGAAGAGGAGGAGGAGCCGGAUGUCCUGCUGGAUAGCUGUCUGGAGGUGCAGGCUGGUGAGGAUCGAAGUGGAGUAGACGGGACCCAGCCCCAGAAGGCCUUGCAGCAGGAGCUGCCCAAGGAAGAGGCCGUGACUGUCAGUCCAGAAGUGCCGGCUACAAAGGAGCUCCCGGAAGUGCAGGUGGAAGAUGCGGACGCGGCCCACCAUCCCCUCAUCGUGGAGAACCCACCCACACCCGAGCUGCCACCACCCUCUCCUGCCAAAUCCGACACCCUCGCGGUCCCAGGAUCUGCCGCAGGGUCCGAAAGGAAGAGGCUGCCCUCCCAAGAUGAUGACGUUGAAGAGCUCAAGGCACUGGCACCAGCUGAAUCACCCAUGGUCGCCUGGUUGGACCCGUCCAGCCCACAGGGCACUGAUGGCCAGGAUCGUGCAGCCUCGGCGGCCAGCCAGAACAGCGCCAUCAUCAACGACCGGCUCCAGGAGCUGGUGAAGCUUUUCAAGGAGAGGACAGAGAAGGUGAAGGAGAAGCUCAUCGACCCUGACGUCACCUCCGAUGAGGAGAGCCCGAAGCCCUCCCCAGCCAAGAAAGCCCCAGAGCCAGCCCCGGAAGAGAAGGCGGCUGAGGCCGGGCAGACUGAGGAGGAGCACUAUUGCGACAUGCUCUGCUGCAAGUUCAAGCGCCGCCCCUGGAAGUCCUACCGGUUUCCGCAGAGCAUCGACCCGCUGACCAACCUGAUGUACAUCCUGUGGCUGUUCUUCGUGGUGCUGGCCUGGAACUGGAACUGCUGGCUGAUUCCCGUGCGCUGGGCCUUCCCCUACCAGACGCCGGACAAUGUCCACCUGUGGUUGCUGAUGGACUAUGUGUGCGACCUCAUCUACCUCCUGGACAUCACUGUGUUCCAGAUACGCCUGCAGUUUGUCAGAGGGGGAGACAUCAUUACCGACAAGAAGGAGAUGCGCAAUAACUACCUGAAAUCUCGUCGCUUUAAGAUGGACCUUCUCUGCCUCCUGCCCUUGGACUUGCUCUACCUGAAGUUUGGUGUGAAUCCCCUCCUGCGCUUGCCCCGCUGUUUGAAGUACAUGGCCUUCUUCGAGUUUAACAGCCGCCUGGAAGCCAUCCUCAGCAAAGCCUAUGUUUACAGGGUGAUCAGGACCACGGCUUACCUGCUCUAUAGCCUACACGUGAACUCUUGUCUGUAUUACUGGGCAUCAGCCUAUCAGGGCAUCGGCUCCACUCACUGGGUUUACGAUGGCGUGGGAAACGGUUACAUUCGCUGUUACUACUGGGCUGUGAAGACCCUCAUCACCAUUGGUGGGCUGCCUGACCCCAAAACGCUCUUUGAAAUCGUCUUCCAGGGCCUGAACUAUUUCACGGGUGUCUUCGCUUUCUCUGUGAUGAUCGGACAGAUGAGAGACGUGGUGGGGGCCGCCACCGCCGGGCAGACCUACUACCGCAGCUGCAUGGACAGCACUGUGAAGUACAUGAACUUCUACAAGAUCCCCAGGUCCGUGCAGAACAGGGUCAAGACCUGGUACGAGUACACCUGGCAGUCCCAAGGCAUGCUGGACGAGUCAGAACUGAUGGUGCAGCUUCCAGACAAGAUGCGUUUGGACCUUGCCAUUGACGUGAACUAUAACAUCGUCAGCAAAGUGGCUCUCUUCCAGGGCUGUGACCGGCAGCUGAUCUUUGACAUGCUGAAGAGGCUCCGUUCUGUUGUCUACCUGCCCAACGACUACGUGUGCAAGAAGGGGGAGAUUGGUCGAGAGAUGUACAUCAUCCAGGCGGGACAGGUGCAGGUCCUGGGUGGCCCUGAUGGGAAGGCCGUGCUGGUGACACUGAAGGCUGGAUCUGUGUUUGGAGAAAUAAGCUUGCUGGCUGUUGGGGGCGGGAAUCGGCGCACGGCCAAUGUGGUCGCCCACGGGUUUACCAACCUCUUCAUUCUGGACAAGAAGGACCUGAAUGAAAUUUUGGUGCAUUACCCUGAGUCUCAGAAGUUACUCCGGAAGAAAGCCAGGCGCAUGCUGAGAAACAACAACAAGCCCAAGGAGCCCAAGAGCGUGCUCAUCCUGCCACCCCGGGCAGGCACCCCCAAGCUCUUCAACGCCGCCCUCGCCGCAGCAGGAAAGAUGGGCAAGGGGGCCAAAGGCGGCAAGCUUGCCCACCUGAGGGCCCGGCUCAAAGAGCUGGCUGCGUUGGAGGCCGCGGCGAGGCAGCAACAGCUGCUGGAACAGGCCAAGAGCUCGCAAGACGCUGCGGGAGAGGUGGGCCCGGCCGCCCCGGAGCAGCCAGCACCGCCGCAGCCGGAGGCCCCGGAGCAACCAGAGCCCCCAGCCCCGCGCUCUCCGCCCCCCGCCUCCCCAGGGAGGCCCGAGGAAGGCGGGGAGUCGGAGGCCGCGCACUCAGAGCCCUCCGUGCGGAUCCGCGUGAGCCCGGGCCCGGAUCCCGAUGAGGAGACCCUGUCGGUGGAGAUCCCGGAGGAGAAGAAGGAGGGCGAGUGAGGCGGCCCCCAGCGCGCCGCUCCCGGCCCAGCAGGUGCAGGCGCGCCCUCCCCGCGCCCCAGGCGGGUCCCCAGCCCCCGCGCCCGGCUCGCGCAGGCCCAGCUUCCCCGGGCACAGUAGAGGCUGUCGUACCUGCCCCGGCCUCAGCUUCUGCCACGGCUCGUCUUGAAGUCAACAAAUGUAGUGUUCGUGUCCCUAAGUUCCCUCACCUGAGAACCUUGCCUCUCCCGACUAUGGUUUUUAAGAACAAAAUUCUUUUCCUAUUUUAGAAGUUGAUAGAGCAGAGAAGGGGGCUUCAGCACCUGGGAAGCUCCGUUGGCGGCUACAGGGUUAUUAUGGAAUGUUGGAAUCUCAUCUCCCACAUUUCAAGGAUAGAAAACCAUGGGCAGAUGGGGCGCCUGGCUUGCUCAGCCCCAUGGGGCAUCUGAGUCUUGAUUUCAGGGUCCUGAGUGCGAGUCCCACGUUGGGUGUAGAAAUGACUUUAAAAACCUUGUCAGCAGAAAGGGCGGUUAUGAUAUUCUUUGGACUAAAUGGGAAUCCUGGCUCCCCCGACCUGACGAUCCAUCCUGGGCAGUCACGUUAGGGACCUUGUGCUCAUUCGGGAGGUUAGUGCAGAUCUUCCCCAGGCUGUGUUCAGUUCCCAGUCCGAUGCCAGUAUCUCAGAACAGAUCAAAUGCAAGUGGGCUUACCGGCUGGGAGCGAUUCGGAGAACCUGCCAGUCCGCCGAGUCUGGUCUGUGGGGGAUCAUGCUUGCUUGCUUUUGACACCCUUGCUCUAACGGUGGUGGCAGCAACUUCCAUUAAUCCUAGGAGACAGAAAUCAACAGCUCACAUCACUGACAUUCCUGAACCUUCUCCAGAUAAGACCUGUUGUUCUGUUUCAUUUUAGAGGUUUAUUUAUUUAUCUAUCAGAGAGAGAAAGCAAGCACAAGCAGGGAGGAGUGGCAGGUAGAGGGAGAAGCAGGCUCCCCGCUGAACAGGGAGCCCAGUGAGGGACUCGAUCCCAAGACCCUGGGAUCAUGACUUGAGCCGAAGGCAGACUCUUAACCAACUGAGUCAGCCAGGCAUUCCCAAGUCCUGUUGUUUUAAUGAUUCAAGAUAAAAGAGGGGUGGGUGGGGUGGGGAGGAAUCAGUCAGUCACCGAAUAUUGGGAGGAUUUUAUUUGCAUACCUAAUGGCUCUUAGAGGAGUGGGUGAUUAACAACAAAAACUAGUAUUGGGCUAUUUGUUUCCACCGGCAACAAUGAACACAAAAGGCCUGGAAUUCCAAUAGAUACUGCCCACUUUAUGUAAAAUCACAGGACCUUGCACCCUGCAACAGAUGCCGUCGAGGGCUUGCAAAUGUCUGUGUUUGUCCAUCAGACUAAACGCAGGACAUUCAUCUCCCCUGUGAAAAAAUGACACAAUAUGGGAGUUGCCAGGCUGCUCUAAGCAUUUCCAGAUCCCAGGGUGACACAUUCAUCUAGCUGGUGACUUACCAUGUGAUCUGAGUCAUCACAUUGAAUAGAAUGAUGGGCGGCAUGAUUUUAGCCAUUUAAAAAGCUUUUAUUAAUUUGCUUUCAUAGCCAAUACCAUAUUUUCACGGAUACGAAAGGCUAUGCGGUUCAAAUGAUCUCUCCUACCCCUGGUGCCCAGGCUGGGAGCAAACCACUACAUCAGUUCCUUUCACCCUUCCUUUUUCUCUUUUCUUUUUUUUUUCCCCCCUGUACACAAAUAGUAACAUACUAGAGCUGCUGUUGUUUUUCCUUGGAUUUAUUUGGAAGGUCUUCCCUUCUUAGUACAUGGAGGGCGUGCUGAUCUUUCAUGCCUGCCAUCUGGUCCAUUGUAUGCAAGGACCGUGACGUUGAACGGCUCUCCCAAGGACGGUCGUUGGCAAUGUUACCAAUCUCAUGCUGUUAAAAAAAUAAAUAAAUAAGUAAGGCAGCAACACGCAAACGUCUUAUGCAUAAUUUCAUACAGUAAGCACUGUUUCCAAAUAGGGGAAGUCUGGAGGUUUGGGCUAAUUUUUGUCUUCAUCAUUCCCAUUUAUCAUACUCAUAUUUGCACUGCAUAUUCUAAGAUCCAAGCAUAGAGAAUGCUUCUAUCUAUAGCCAAGUAUUUCAGAUGUAUCAAUACGGUCCAUGUAUUACCCUCCAAUAGAUGGCAAAAUGUUUCAAAGGCACCUUCACUGUGAGAUCUUAUUUUAUAAGGAAUCUUUUUUUUUUAAUAUGAACACACUCAUUCUUUUAGAUAUCAACCCUUGAAUGUAUACUGCUUAUUAUAUAAAGCGAGAGAUUCUUGAGGUUCCCAAGAAUUGUCCCGGAAAGAAAAUUGAUUUUGAAAUGAGAUUAGCGGUGUCUUAAUUUCACUGUGAUAUUUCAUUAAACUUGAAGCUUUCACGAAAGUUGGAUAGUAGAUAAAUUGAAUUUGAGGCUAACAUUAUUCUCCAAAUAGAAUUGGACUGGUUGGUCGCCAAGGUAUGGCUGGUACAGCUCAGAAUACUGUAAUUCUGCAGAUGAAACAGAAUCUUUUACUUAUGUGUGUUGAAUAUGUACCGAUUUCAAAUAUCUCCACAUUUCCUGUACUGAGGUAGAAAAUGAAUAGCAAACUAUUUUUUUAAGUAUAUAAAUAUUUUAAAUAAGAUUAAAACAGAAGCUGUGUAAAAUUUCAUUAUCAAAAUGUGUUUGGCUACCUAGAAUAUUUUCAUCUGUUUUCUUAGCAAACAUGAACACUGCACUUAGAUGCUGGCUUUCAUCCUAUUACAAUGCAUUUUAAUUAAAGUGUUUAGACAAAU
Messenger RNA from Mustela lutreola (European mink), 6380 nucleotides. It is a transcript of the gene CNGB1, whose product is annotated as cyclic nucleotide gated channel subunit beta 1. Lineage: Eukaryota; Metazoa; Chordata; Mammalia; Carnivora; Mustelidae. Gene Ontology annotation, biological process: monoatomic cation transmembrane transport; retina homeostasis. The record is from RefSeq and is a predicted model, not a curated record. Gene Ontology annotation, cellular component: plasma membrane; intracellular cyclic nucleotide activated cation channel complex; photoreceptor outer segment. Bases 1 to 3609 code for a protein of 1202 amino acids. The transcript has 32 exons. Gene Ontology annotation, molecular function: protein-containing complex binding; intracellularly cAMP-activated cation channel activity; intracellularly cGMP-activated cation channel activity.